CAAUAAGGCUUAUUUGGACAAAGUUAAUUUGGUUGAAAGUUGGCACAAACAUUGAUCCUAAAAUGAAACUUCUUGGUGUUUUAUCGCUUGUUCUUAUGAGCAUUCUUGUCUCUCAAGCAGGCCCAGUCGAUAGUGAGUUGAACGAACAAGAUGUUGUUCCCUCAACCACAAUGUCUGCCAACAUGAACAACUACGUUGAUAUUGUUAUGAUUCAAGUGGGACCAUGGAUGAAUCAAAAUUUCCUUCCCAAGGAUCUGCCCGAUUUCGUGGAAGGUUUUGAACAUAGACCGAUUUUGAUUACCUAUCAUGGCGAGCUCGAGCUGACCAACGGGGUGUUCCACAACAUCCAGAGUGUGGUCAGAAGUGGAACGGCCAUGAUGCACUAUGACCGGCGGCUGCUAAGAGUGGUGCUUGGGUUUAAUCUCAGACAGCUCGGUUUUACUUACGACUACUCUGCACACAUCAUGGAUUUGGGCCCAACCGGCUGGGUUGAUGUCGACAUUGCCACUCUCACCUUCCAAACCGAGUUCGCCAUCGACACGCACACCUUCUUGAUCUACAUGAACGAUUUCCGCAUGACCAAUAUGGGCAAUUUGAACAUCCGAUUCCGUGGCAACAUUCUGGUGGAUUGGCUCAGCAAUAUCUUUGUCGGCAUCAUCACCACCAUUUUCAACAACACCAUCACUAAUCUGGUGUCCGAGAUGUUGAACGAGUUCAUCCAGGCCACGCUGGACCAGAUGAAUGACCGUAUACGGACCCAGGCACGUGUCCUGACUGAGGAAGACCUGAUCCAGAUCGUAGCGCAGCUGAAAGGAAUGUUUUAGAAAAUAUAUCUAGCCAGUCAGUCGCUGUUGUAAUUGAGCAGUCAAAGUCAAACGCCAAGUCAAAGUUGAUUUCUGCUUCGUUUGAGCAUUACGCCGGAUGAAUAAAUAUUUGCUUAUUGUUCGCUAUUUGUGAGACAGACGAACAUUAAAA
Uranotaenia lowii is the source of this 975-nucleotide messenger RNA. RefSeq lists its product as uncharacterized. Gene Ontology annotation, molecular function: lipid binding. The record is from RefSeq and is a predicted model, not a curated record. The coding region runs from base 63 to 824 and encodes 253 amino acids. The transcript is spliced from 6 exons. NCBI's taxonomy places the organism in Eukaryota, Metazoa, Arthropoda, Insecta, Diptera, Culicidae.